UCGGAUUAAAGAUGGCGCCCUCUCAUGCGCUGAGGUGCUGCAAGCGGGCUCUGAACUGGAUACCUGUCCUGUUUAUUAACCUGGUCAUCGGCUGGUCCUACUACGCCUAUGUGGUGGAGCUGUGUGUGUAUACAAUCCCAAACAAUGCAGAACGAAUCAGCUAUUUGGUCAUCUUUCACAUUUUCAUCACCAUGUUCAUAUGGUCCUACUGGAAAACUAUCUGGUCCACACCAGCCAGCCCCUCAAAAGCAUUUGGUCUCCCCAGAGCAGAGAAGGAAAUGUACGAGAGAGAGGAGCGAGCCGAGAGGCAACAGGAGGUCCUGAAGAAAGUGGCGAGGAAUUUACCUGUGUUCACGCGCACGGCGGGGGGAGCCGUCCGAUACUGUGACAUCUGCCAGGUGAUCAAACCUGACCGCUGCCAUCACUGCUCCACCUGUGAAAUGUGUGUGUUAAAAAUGGACCAUCACUGCCCCUGGGUGAAUAACUGUGUUGGAUUCUCAAAUUACAAGUUCUUUGUCUUGUUCUUGGCCUUCGCCUCGCUCUACUGUGUCGUAAUAUGUGCGACAGUCGUCCAGUAUUUCAUCAAAUUCUGGACUAAACAGCUACCGGACACGCAUGCCAAAUUCCAUAUCUUGUUUCUGUUCUUCGUGGCGGCCCUGUUCUUUAUCAGCAUCUUGUCACUUCUCAGCUACCAUCUGUGGCUCGUGGGAAAGAACAGGACCACUAUAGAGGCUUUCAGGGCUCCUGUCUUCGCAAAUGGUCCAGACAAAAAUGGGUUUUCACUCGGUUUUAGCAGAAAUGUAGCAGAGGUGUUUGGAGACCAAGCAAAGUACUGGAUUUGUCCCAUUUUCUCAAGUCUGGGAGAUGGGCAUUCCUUUGUUACCAGACUGGUUCACAUAGAUCCUGAACAAGCAAACAGUGUCCUCCAGCAAAAUGGAAAAAGCCCUGCUGAUGGGGUGGAGACCGGCGCUAGUUUCCAUAGUAACAAUAUACAACACACUGUGGACAACGGCAAAGAGACAGUUGACGAAGCCCUCAAAGUCUCAGUGACAGUGGAGACUGAGCCGUAGCAGGUGGCACCUCUUCAGAGAGCUCAUCAACUGGGAUGCCUUAAAUCGGGAGCAUCAGCACCUAGGCAGGAGCCGUCCUCCACCCUCAUUUAGAGUCUGUGCAGCCUCAAGUCGCAUGUUCUCAUGGAUCAUCCCUCGUCUACUUCAAACAAUACUGUCUUCAUGUCAGCUGAGACAAUACAGGGACCACAUGGAGGUGAUUCCAAGGUUUUGUCUUUGUUUUGAGCCAAAGAUAAACAGUUUUUAUCAUUGCAUCUGAAAAACUCUGGAACUUGACCACUGCUUUUCCCUCUGAGCCACUGUACAGAAUAUUGGCAUUUAUCUCCAUGGAUUAAUCACGUUACAUAUUUCAACAUGACUUAUCCUUUUGUCAGUAUUAAUCAUGCAUAAGUGACUACGCCUUGAAUCUGGUGAUGUUUGACGUGGAGUAGUGGCACCAGUUAAAGCGAGAUUUUUUUUAACUCACUCAGAAUGGUGAGACAUUUCAAAACUAUUGAUAAAGUGUGUGAUAUAAUGUGUUAUCAGUUUUUAACUCCAAGCACAGUGCAAUUAAGACCAGUCGUCAAUUAUCAGAGGGUCUAAUUUAGUUUAUAAAAUGAUCCAAACAUUUAAAAUGUCUUUCUGUUUACACUUUUGUAUUAUUUUUGCAUUUCAAAUUUUAUACGAUUGGUAAAUGUGCAGGUGUAGAAACUUAAAAUGCAAGGACCAAAAAUCCAGUUUAACUGUAGUUUAAACUGUUUCUCAUUCCAAAUGAUUUGCACAACCAAUAGAUAAACUACUGUAUAAUGUUGUCCUAUAAUUAUUAAUUACAUUGCCAUUUUUCAUUGUCCCAUAAAUAUUUGUAAUUUAUUUGUUAUCAAGUUUUUAUAAAUUAUUGUCUUUCCAUGUGUAUUGAUUUUAUUUAUAUGUACUUAUUUCUUUCUUAGAAAUGAUAUGAUUGUUUGUCUUUGUUGCGUUUUCACACUCAUGAUCUAUCCUUUGAUUUGUGUAAAAUGAAUCAGUCUUGCGUGUUAAUGCCGAAGAUAAUGAGUUAAAUCUAUUGUUCGCGUUUGAGAAUGAGAUUUAUUUAAAGCAAAGAGCACAAAAUGAAACCAUGUUUAAAGGCAAUGUCAGAACGGUCAGAGACGUUUGCUCCCCUGCGUCCUUGAGCACAAACUAGGAUAGACGACGUGGACUUAAUUUAUGACUGAGGACAUGAAUGCUCCUCUCUGUGCUCCUGGCAGCUCUGUCGUUACAUUAUAUUGCUGUUAGUAGAAAUGAUGCUCAGCACAGUGUGGGAUUAUGAGUUUCAGAAGAUAACAGAUGUGUUGUGAUGUCACUGAGUGAGUGAUCGCCCAUGUGAAUGUACUCAUGGCAGAUGAAUAACUAAUUUUACUGAUCAAACCUGGCUAAACACACGAGAACAUCAUUCAUGUUGAUUUGAAUUGUUCUGUAGUAAUAAAUGUAA
Messenger RNA from Paralichthys olivaceus (Japanese flounder), 2517 nucleotides. Its product is annotated as palmitoyltransferase ZDHHC20-A-like. Lineage: Eukaryota; Metazoa; Chordata; Actinopteri; Pleuronectiformes; Paralichthyidae. Gene Ontology annotation, molecular function: palmitoyltransferase activity. The record is from RefSeq and is a predicted model, not a curated record.